AUGUGUCAUGUCAUUGUCACCUGCCGCUCCAUGCUCUGGACCCUCCUGAGCAUUGUGGUGGCCUUCGCGGAACUCAUCGCCUUCAUGAGCGCGGACUGGCUCAUCGGCAAAGCCAAGACUCGCGGCAACUCCGAGCCAGGUGACGAAGCGAGCAGGGGCCCCCCAGAGCCCUACCAUCCCACCCUGGGCAUUUAUGGCCGCUGCAUCUGGAACCCCGGGAAGCAGCACUUCCAGAGGGAGACGCUGUGCGGACCCUACGCCGAGAGCUUCGGCGAGAUUGCCAGCGGCUUCUGGCAGGCCACCGCGAUUUUCUUAGCGAUGGGCAUCUUCAUUCUCUGCACGGUGGCCUUGGUGUCGGUCUUCACCAUGUGUGUGCAGAGCAUCAUGAAGAAGAGUAUCUUCAACGUCUGCGGACUGCUGCAAGGAAUCGCAGGUCUGUUCCUUAUCCUUGGCCUGAUACUCUACCCUGCUGGCUGGGGCUGUCAGAAGGCCGUGAGCUACUGCGGACACUACGCGUCAGCCUACAAGCCUGGAGACUGCACCUUGGGCUGGGCCUUCUACACCGCCAUCGGCGGCACGGUCCUCACCUUCAUUUGUGCUGUCAUCUCUGCGCAGGCAGAAAUCGCGACCUCUAGCGACAAAGUCCAAGAAGAAAUCGAAGAGGGGAAAAACCUUAUCUGCCUCCUCUAGCGUGAGACAGGCAGUAUUGCCAAUUCUUCCUCGUGUAACUGUGUCCGACAGUCCCCCUCUGGUUUCCUCAUUUAAGUGGAGAACUAGCCUUUACCACAAGCCACAUUCCACAAACCUGAUCCUUCCAGGACCAGAGAGGGGCAACUUCCAGCUCAGUGACUGCACAUGAGGCCCGCGGUGCAAAUGAGAUGGGACAGAAAAAGAGUACAGACUUGGACGUGGAGUUGGCAACUUCCGUGAGACUCUCUCUCCAAGGGUCAAUGAAGGAUUAUUAAAUAAUUAAGAGAAGCAGUUUCUUUGAGAACAGAAAUAAGUAACUCCUAGAUAGAUGUCGAGGCUCUUUUGAGAUAAGUUGUUGCUACAAGGCCAUAUGCAUGCCUGUGAGCCUCAGAAUCAAAGUUUGGUGUAAUCGUUCAAGUUGUCUUAGAGAUCUCAGCCAAGAAUACAAAGAAUAUCAAGUUCUGACUCUUGGUUGGCUGACCAGAGUGGUCAGCAGGCACCUUGCAGAAUCUCGCUGUGGGACUUCUUCUCAGUUCCAGGUUACAAUGGAUCAAAUGAACUGUCACUCCAAGUUUUGAAAUAUGAGUCAAGAAGAAAUAGACGUGUAGGCUCAUGAGAAUCCAAGGACAACAUCCAGCUAGUGAAGAUGGAGUCACCCCACUUCCCAGCUCUGCUUUCUUCCCAGUACGGGUCUGCUCUCUCGAGCCACUGAUGUGGGGGUGGGGGGCACGUGAUUUUUCUCCGACUAGGAUUGCACUUUGACUGCCGAAGGAAACCUCACUCUGUCUCCUCACUUUUAAGAACAGAGGUCUCCAAGCCAGCUGUGGUUCAGCCAGACGUUCACUUGGUGGAGAUCUUGCCACAGUCUCGACGCGUGUGCAAGACCUUUCCCCACUCUCCCUAACAGUGCUGGCUGUACUCAGCAUCUUGACUGAUGGCACCAUCAGCAACAGAAUGGUAUUAUUUGCAAGGGGGGGGGGGGGAAGGAGCUAUUCAUGGGGGUUAAGAUUUUUUGAGUUACUGGCAUUAACCUGAGUUCAGACUUAAACCACUUGAAACUGCUUUACCUGGUGAGUUGUAGCACAGGCUUCAUCCCAGGAAAACAGAGUAGAGAGCUCACCUGAACACAGUGUCACAGGCUCAUAGCACCUGCCUACACCUGUUUAAAAAGGAAAAACAAAUUUAACACCAAUAUUAAAAAGGUUUGGGGAGCUUCUAAAUGUUUCCAUAAAUUACUAAUCUUAUUGAUUGGGGGGGGGGAGGGGAAGCGAUUAACCAUCACCUCAGUUUGACUUUGGAAUUAUCGGAUUAGCCAGAAGAAACUACUGUGGCAUCGCCCUGAGUUUUGAAAUUCCAGAACGGCAUACGCUCUUUAACAGCUGAAGCAGAUGGAUGAAAGGAUUCAGACUAGAGGUCUCUUUGGGGCUUUCUUUAAUCUGUUUAGCUGCAGCCUUGCUUUGAAAAAUUCACAAGUGCACUUUCUUUGGACAAGAUAAUCAUGGGCUCAGUACUAUCAGGUGUGGGACUCAGGUGUUACAUGAAUUUGAACAAGCGAGUCAUCUUUAAACUGGGUGAACCUAAAAUCAUGCCUCGGGAGAGGGGGAAAUAGCAUAAUGGUUAUGCAAACAGACUUUCAUGCCUGAGGCUCACACCACCAUAAGCCAGAGCUGAGCAGUGCUGUGGUUAAAAAUAAAUCAAUAAGAUCAUACCUUGGUGCAGAACAAAUGAUUGCUUUAGAGAGAGAGAGAAAUAAAGCCUUGUUACACUCAGGCCUUUGGCCUACACCAGAAGCCACCUUAUCAGCACAGGAGUGAAGGCUCAGGAAAGCUAAGGGUGUAGAGCCAGAUCCUAGGGAACUCACGAUUCUUUACCCACAAUGAAGAGUGAUUUGGAAAGCCUAUGACUUUUUUUUUAAGGCAAGGAAGGGGUAAACGGGUAUCAACAAAGUUGGGGCACAUCAGCCCUCUCUCUGAUACCACACAGAAACAGUGGCACUGGGUGGGCUCUUGUUGCCAAGUGUGUGUCAACACAGUUUAACCAAGUUCUAAUGCUACCAUAAAUCUCGGUAGCAAAUCACAUGGGAAGAUUCUUUUUUUUUUUUUUUUUUUUUCCUGUACAAGGUCAAGAAUCCACUUGCUCACUUUUCAUCCUCACGCAGGUUUGGCUAGAGUCCCUGUGUCCCCCUUAGAUCAUCAACCUGACCACUGUCACAAGUGAAAAAGGACGUCCCAGCCAGAACACCACUUAGCAGUGUUCGCUCUGCAGCGACCUGAAAAGUACUAAAGCAGCACAUGAAAAUAGCAAAAAUAAAAAAAAAGAACCAAAAAAAAAAUUGAAAAAGAACCUCAAACCACUUAAAACUGCCUAGACAGAGUAGGACAAUCUUGUGCCUAUAAUCCUUAAAUUCAUCGGUUGGGGUGGUGAGCCAUCCAAAAACCAUACAAUUGCGAUUCGAAAAUGCACAGCUGUUUCGCAGCAAUCUGACUGCUGGCCCAGACCGGUUCAGCCAACAGAUGUUUAUCAGCCACCUAACUGCCUCUGUCUGAAAACUGAAUAGACCGGGCACAUCAUUACCACCAGAACACACACUUCCCUGCAUUUUUCAAGUUUCUUAGUGGGCUGGACUUCUCAAUGGACUCUGAGACAGAAACACUUGCCAUGGAUUAUUUAAACCUGUGUGCUAACUCAACAUUACUGUUUUCAGACGUCUGUGGUGUAAUGAUCUGUUAAUCAUGUGUUCUGCAAAGUGCCGUAGUCUUUUUAAUGUGUAGCGCGUUUGAAAAAAAUUAUGUAUAUUCUACAUACACAAGUCUGUGUGGAAGAUGUGCAAUAACAAAGGAGUAUGUGUUUUCUUUUCUUUUCUUUUUUGAAACUGGACAGGAGUCAGGACAGAAUGUUUCUGUUUUGGCAAAGGAGAGACAGUUUUGCCAUCAUGGGCCUAGUCAUUAACCCAUAACGAGUCGACUGCUACACAAACUGAUGUGAAGAAAAGACUGGUAUGAAAUCACUUUUUCCUGGGUCUGAGUUCAUCACUAGGUUUGUGCAAAAGCUGUAGCCAGCAAGCCAGGCCCAGUUACUGCGAGUCUUUCACGUGAAAUGCGAAGCUGCCACUCUCCCUUUGCUUUGCAGUGUGACGAUUUGUACUUGGUACAUGACCACUAAGGAGCUACUUCUUGACAUGCCUUCACGGGCCAUGGUAACGUCAGACCGCUGUUUAAGGGCUGGUGUCACACCUGCUUAGCCAUCAGAGUCUGACUCAGAACAGACCUCUCUGUGCAAUAAUGUGGCCCCUGGAAGUCCCCAGCCUGUAUUUGUGCUUGUGCAGCAAUGGCUGCCAAGGGCUAAAAGAGUUAAGUCAAGACCGGGAUUUCUGCCGAGACUGGUGAGACUCCUUCCAAGGCUGGCAGUGUCCUUAGGUGCUUUGGAGGAAUUCAGUUCCACUUGACAUUCAACAGUCACCUGAGCCAAAUAGAAACUUGUAUUUACCCUGAUGGACUCUGUUGGAGCCUUCAAGUUUGUAUAUUGUAAACUAAUAGGCUGACUAGGUUCGUGUGUGUGUGUGUGUGUGUGUGUGUGUGUGUGUGUGUGUGUGUGUGUGUGUGAGUGAUUUUCACAACAUGCUCCUCCCCAGCCCCAGAUCUGAAUUAAACCAGAUUUUGCAAACUCA
This is a messenger RNA of Erinaceus europaeus (western European hedgehog), 4357 nucleotides long. It is a transcript of the gene LHFPL2, whose product is annotated as LHFPL tetraspan subfamily member 2. Gene Ontology annotation, cellular component: membrane. The coding region runs from base 1 to 690 and encodes 229 amino acids. The transcript is spliced from 2 exons. Lineage: Eukaryota; Metazoa; Chordata; Mammalia; Eulipotyphla; Erinaceidae. The record is from RefSeq and is a predicted model, not a curated record.